Messenger RNA from Schistosoma intercalatum, 2917 nucleotides. The record is from the annotation of a GenBank genome assembly. Lineage: Eukaryota; Metazoa; Platyhelminthes; Trematoda; Strigeidida; Schistosomatidae.
ACUUCAUGGUCUUCAAAUUGAGCUAAAUUGCUUUUAUUAAUGGACCUAGAUUGUACAGCCAACUCCUCAGUUUCGGACUCUCAAUCAAAUGAACACACUGUCGGAUCUAGUCCAACAGAAUUAGGCUAUGAAAAUACUAUAGGAACACCGACAGGAGUGGAACAUUACUCCGAUCUAUAUGAUAACCGAUCAAAUAAAAUUGUGGCAGAAGACCCUAGAAAUAAUUUGGAGUCGUCAGUCAAUGAAAGUGGCUACAGUUCCUAUUGUAACUAUAGUUACAUAUCAACUGAAGAUGCAAUUACUAAAUCUGAAGAAAGUGAACCUCAGUUUUGCGUUAAUGCAUGCCAUUCGAUUUAUACGAUUCCAUAUAUGCCAGAGAACUUAACAAACAACACUUGUCGUUAUGUAGAAUUUACAAGUGACAACAACGAGACAGUCAACGCAGUAGCAUCCAUAGUUAGUCAUGGUGUGAAUUCUUGCAGUUAUAUCCCUGUUUCUAAUAUGAUUACUACUGUUAUCAAUCACAAUUGUACACCAACAGUUACAAAUGAAUUCACCAAAAUCUUUAACUACCAGUGUGACACAAUAUCAACCCCAGAUAUAACAAGGAAGAAUGAUAAUCAAAUAAAUUUCAAAAGUGAUCCUGAUACAUUUUGGGUUAGUCAGCGUGAUGACAUUCAAAAGUCAGUUAGCAGAAGAACAGGUCAUCUAUCAAGUGAUAAACAAAAUGCAUUGGAUGGUUACGUAGACAGUGGAAACAUUCCUACUUCUACAGAGCAACAACUUUUACAGCCACAGGCGUGUUUAAACAAUUAUCGUGUCAAAGAGGACGAAUCCAAAGGGUCGUAUAAUUCAAAUUUUCCUGAAUUUGCGUACAACUUAAUGAAUACACAUUCUCAACAUUACACAACAAGCGAUUUUAUUAAUGCCAGUUCUCAAAAUUCCGUGAUAGACUGUAUCUCAUCAUAUCAAGAUAGUUCUCAGAAUUCUGAGAGCGUCAGUGCUUGUGUUAAAGGGCCAUCGUUUUAUUCGCAAACUCAUAACGUUUAUUGGCCUUGGGUCGACAGGUUUUACGCUGAAAAUUGCGCUUCGAAAUUAGGCUCAGUUUGUAAUUCGGAUGUUGCUACUAAGGGACUGAUGAACUACACAAAUUCAUUCUCUUGUAAUCCAAGCUUUGGUCAUUCCUACAAUUCACACUCUUUAUUCAUCAGUGGUGCUAAUCUCCCGCACAUCAGUGAAAAGCCAAAUGAACAGUCUCAGUCUUCGAAACUUUCAGCAGUAAAUUUAUGUACAGGGGAUAAUAUGUCUGCUUUUCAUUCUAUUGCUCAAAUAUCGAGUGAUUACUCCGGGACAUCUGUGGUUGCCGGUAAUAUACCAAAUCUCAUUUUAAUGAACGCACAAAGCAGUGGUGAUUUUUCAGCUCAGUCUGCCGAUAAUCGUAAAGAAUCUCAAGAAGAUGAGAAUAGCUUUGAUCAUAGUGAAACGUCAUGGCAACCAGAACUGAAUUCUGUUCAAAGUUCAUCAUGCAAAAGAUUGUCAGAUAAACAGAGAAAGACUAUAUGUGUUUCGAUUCUCAACGAAAAUCAAACGGAAGAUUCACAUACCCCUCAAGAUGAAAUUACCCAAAAUUCCUCCACAUCAUUUGAUAUUUCGAGCCUUCACCGAGAAAAUGAAAUUUGUUUAGACCAAUCAAUCUCUGGAAAUAGCUAUUCAUGGACGUCAAAAAGUGAUAAACUGAAAUUUAAUUCCCGCUUAAGAUCAAAAAGAUAUUCUGACGCGAUCAAUUUAACACGAAAUAGACCAUUAAAUCAAACUGCCUUGAGUGUGAUGGAAAGUUGGUAUACAAAUCAUGUAGAUAACCCGUAUCCUACAACAGCGGAGAAAGAAGAAUUAGCAGCACUUGGUGGAAUAACAGUAAUUCAAGUAGGUUAAUUCUAUAAAUUGAUAAUCAGUGAUAUGUUUCGUAACGUCAUCUAAUUUAUUUAUUGUAUGGUAGCUCUAAGCUUGUUAGUAAGCUUCUUAAAAAUCGACAGUUUUGCUUUUUCAUAUAAUUUUUUACAAGAUUAUUCAGGAAUUGACUCUAGGAAUUUGAGUAGUCAAAACAACAAUCAACCUUUUUAUAUAUUUGUUAAAUGUUAGGCAAAUUUUGUUACAAAUUUGUGUGCAUUAGUUAUUGAAAUAAAUAAUAAUUUAUGGUGAGAGAUGCAUUUAAAUGUUCUUUUUCUAAAGUUGUUUUUUCAUGACUUUGAAGAGUGGGUCACAUAUACGUUAGAGUUUAUGUCAUAAAUUAAAGUAUACUGGAAAACUUUACUUCAAAAGCUCUUCGAUGUGCAAAAAAUAAACAUAAUUAGGCUAUUCGAAUGUUUGCUAUUACUAUUCGUUCAUGCACUUAUCAAACGUACAUUCUGGAGUUUUGAACCAUAAUUUCUUGAAUGAUAGACGUUAACAAUUUUAUUUUGUUUAUGACUGAGUUAUGGAUUACUCUAAAAAUAAUGUUCAACGUUUUUUGUUCAUGGUAUCAAGUUUUUUAAAAACUCAUUUCACUUACAGGUGAGUUCUUGGUUUGCCAAUCGCCGAACACGAACUGCAAACACCAAACCGAAGAAGAAUCGAAGAAAGUUGUAUCAUCAAAUUUAUCAACUAGCCGUUGAAAUUGAAGCAUUAACACAGGGAUCGCUCCGAGCUUGUGAUUUACAAGAACGAAUUGGACAAAUUAUUGAUGAAUAUUUAACGUGAAUUUUCCAGCCUUACUAUUCAUAACUUUUAGACACCGUUAAUUCUUGUUUAUAGUCAGUUUCUGCUAACUUUUUUGAAUCUCAGGUUCAUUUUUUGUUCUUGUUUAUUUUUACUUUACUUAUUUGGAAUUUUUUGUUUGCUUGUCAGAUGAUUCUUUUUCUUACUAAUACAGUUUUUUAUU